AUCUAACCCCAGUGUGAACUUUAUUGAACACAUUAAUGUGCUUAUCAUUCCCAGUUUGAUUAUGGAUAACGAUUUUGAAUUGAAAUAGUUGAUAUAAUUGUGUGGAAAUACUUUAUUACAUGUUUAGUGAGGUCGUACACAUGCCAUAACACUGCUAAACAAGAUGACAGGAACAUGUUUGGCUUAUCUAAUGGCCUUUAUAUCGUCUGCGUACGGAGCUUGUGCCUUAUUCGGCAAUUCUUAUACAUAUCGGAUCAAAGAAAUUGAUUUAAAUGGCACACAAAUAGCCAACGGUACCAAAGCUCAAAAUGAACGUGUUAGUCUGGAUAUUGUACAUGGGACGGUGAAUCCUACAUACACGGCAGAGCUAUUGACAUUCUUUCGAAUAGUUACAACACCAUCUAGUUUUAUCAUUUAUAUCAAUAGAAGUUUAGAUUUAGAGCAUUUUUACGAGAAGUUCAAUAAAGAACUGUCGUUUGUACAGCUAUCAUUGUCUUGUGGAUUUAAAACGAAGCUAUCACUGAACUUAUCUAUAGAGCCAGUGAAUGAGUUUCCGCCAGAUCUGGGAGGACCGUACCACGCAUGCCUACGUAUGGACACUCCAGCGUUUGCAUAUGUAUUUAACCUGUCUAUAAACGUCUGCGAUAAAGAUGUUGGCGGGACCACCCAUCUAGUGUAUCAGGUUCAACAGUUCCAAAGAGGCACAGGCAAUGGCGAGAAUUAUUUGGAAUUUGCAUCGCCCUUGGAGGGCAUUAUUCAAAGAAACAACGUCACUUUGAAAUAUUCGGAUUACGUCAAUCUACCAUUACACUUGCUUUAUUUGAAUAUGACUGUCCAGGAUGGCGCCUUUGAAACGUGGACGAUCCUCGUGGUGGAUGUGAUUGAAGAAUCAAGCUCGAGAGGUGAUGUCGACUGUAGCGCUCAAAGAUAUACGGCAACCAUUAUGGAAACAGAUACAAAUGUGGAUGUACAUGUUCAACCAAAACUACAACCAUGUGAUCCACACAAUUCUAUAAAACAUUGUGUAUACUCGAUUACUUCAGGAAACGCAAUCAAUAUGUUUGCGAUUGACAAUGCAACUGGAGAAUUAACAUUACUGAAGUCAGUAAUGGAAGUGGGUUUAACAGAGGCAUUUCUGACGCUCCAACUUCAGGUUUCAAAGAUAAUAAAUUGUUCUGAAGAAACCGUACUUGCCUAUGUCGCUGUUUUAACUGUAAAUAUAAACAGGUCGAGAGAUCAAACACACACGACAGAUUCAGGAGUAUUAUCAAUCAUUAUCAUUUUUGGCGUUGCGCUUGUGGCUUUUAUUGGGGCUCUGAGUUUUGCAAACAUUGUCGUCUGCGUAAAGGACAAACUGAAGUUUGUUCAUACGGCAGAAAAAUGAUAUACAGUCAUACACGAUAUGGCAAAAUUAUUGUACCAUUAAGUUAUUUUUUCUGCAUUGUAUGAUAAAAAUAUUAGCUGAUGAAAAGCAAUGCCAUUUUAAAUGUUUAACAUGCUGGUCAAUUCAAUGUCGUUAUAUGCAUGCAUUUUAAUGGUUCUAGGAGCAGUGUGAGUUUUCUUUAGGGUGUUGUUUUCAUUCCAUGGAGUAAACCAUAUGCCUAUAUGCAAUUAGUCAAUGUUGAUGUUUACUCGUACGUAUUCCGGUGUUUUUACGACAAUUUAAUGUCAAUUAUUUAAUUUAUUUUAUGGUUUGUAAACGUGCCUAUAAGCAGUAUCGGUACCGUGUACUACAUGUUUUGUUGUAGUAAAUUUUUAAUUGUGUUUGUAUUUUGCUGAUGUCAUGUAGGCAAUACAUUUAUGUCAAAAGACUUUGAUAAAAUAUAGAAUGAAACUGAUCAAAAUCCUCUUUUGUUAUACGAA
Molecule: messenger RNA, 1863 nt
Organism: Dreissena polymorpha
Lineage: Eukaryota; Metazoa; Mollusca; Bivalvia; Myida; Dreissenidae
Exons: 12
Coding region: 164-1384 (406 amino acids)
Cellular component (GO): membrane
Molecular function (GO): calcium ion binding
Source: RefSeq, a predicted model, not a curated record